CCUCUGCUGCUGCUGCUGCUGCUGCUGCUGCUGCUGCUCGUUGCUCCUGCUGUUUGCUUCAGUUCUGUGAUUUGCCUGCCCUCGGGACUGCUCCGCAACCAUGGAGAAGCUCCCGAAGCCCGAGAAGCUCGGUCCCUAUAUGAUGGGCGGGAUUAUCGGCAAGGGCGGCUUUGGCGCAGUGUACAAGGCCAUCAACGAGAACGACGGCACCACGGUCGCCAUCAAGAAGGUCAAGGUUGGCAACAUGGAGGUCUCGAAGCAAGGCGUCAUCAUGGGUGAAAUUGACCUGCUCAAGAAACUCAAACACCCUAACAUUGUCAAGUACAUUUCGUGUCUCAGCAAGGACGGCUUCCUCUACAUUGUUCUUGAAUAUAUCGAGAAUGGAUCGCUGCAGAGCAUAUGCAAAAAGUUUGGUCAAAUCCCAGAGACGCUGACGAGCGUGUACAUUGCUCAAGUGUUGGAGGGCUUGAACUUUUUGCACGAACAAGGUGUCAUUCAUCGUGACAUUAAGGGUGCAAACAUUCUCACAACCAAGGACGGCCAUGUCAAACUUGCCGAUUUCGGUGUCGCGACGACGCUCGUGGACAAUGAAAAGGUGGAUGUUGUUGGUACUCCGUACUGGAUGGCUCCCGAGAUUAUCGACAUGAGUGGACCUACAACAGCGUCUGAUAUUUGGAGUGUUGGAAGCACCGUUAUUGAACUCGUUAGCGGCAAUCCGCCCUAUUUCGAACUUGAUCCCCUUCCGGCCAUGUUCCGCAUCGUGCAGGACGACCACCCGCCACUUCCCGAGGGUGUCUCUGGUGCGCUGCGUGACUUUUUCAUUCAGUGCUUCCAAAAAGACCCCAACCUUCGCAUUUCGGCCAAAAAACUUCUGCGUCACCCGUGGCUGGCGACCGUGAAAAAGAACCAGGUCAAGCGGGCUCCUAGUUCUGCAUCGCAGGCGUCUGUAACCUCCGAGGACAAGUGGGACACGGCUUUGACCACCAUCAAGAACUUUAACACGUCGCGAUCGAAUGUAGCGCGCUCUCCGUCGUCGGCCAACGCUGCGAACGCUGCCGCUGCUGCAGAGGGCCGCCGCAAGCAGAGCAAAGUUCGCCGCGAGCGCAGCAUUGGCAAGAUGGAUGCGUACAUCAGCACGGCUGCUGCCACGGCUGCGGAUGGGGACAAGCAACGCGGCGGCGAAGGCAAGGCGCGUCCGUUCUCUGCCAUUCCUUCGUCUCGCCCUUCCUCCAAGCCCUCGCAAGAACCGGCUACUGCCACCAGCGACAACAAUCAAAACUGGCUCGGAGCUGCGCGCAGCAUGUUUGACUCUGCCGCGGACAUGACCGCCCAAGUGGUUGCUGAAAAGGCCCGCUUGAGCAAGGAGCGUCCAGUCAGUGCCAUUUCUGCUCGGCAGGCCGCUGCGUCGGCCCAGGCGUCCACGCCCGUACCACGUGGACUGCAGUCGAUUGAUUUGAGCGGGGUCAACUCGCCCGACGCCAGCAUCGGCUCUGUCUAUAGCAACUCGCCCACCAUCAUCGCUGGCCCUGACGGCAGUCCCCUGCCUCGCGGAAUUGGUGGUGACAACUGGGACGAGGACUUUGAGGGUGAUAUCAACGUUGGGAGCAAAACAGCAUCCACCAUCAAGGUGCUCAAUGUCAAGCAGCUGCCCCGAGCGCUCGCCGCGAGCGCCGCUGCCUCGACUGCCAAGAGCGCUACUCCUCCGCUCAACACUGCGCACGUGACAACCCGGAAACCCUCCAACGAUGCCAAGUACGAUGGCGAUGACUGGGAGAGUGACUUUAAGCUCCCUCCUGGCGGUGCCUUGCCCAUCGCCAAGGGCCGCACUUCUUCUGGCUCUGCGCCCGCACCAACCAGCACGGCCGCGCCUGCUGCUGCUGCUGCUGCAUCAAAGCCCUCAUCUGGUGGCUCGGCUGCGCAAAGUGCUGCCAAGGCCCGCUCCGUCAACAACCCCGCCGUCAAGGACCUCUCGGCGUUUGUUGACAAGGACGAGGACGACGACGAAGUGGUGGUUGUGCGCACCUCCAUCAUCACACCGGCCACCUCGACCAACGCCACCCCGAUCUUUGCUGCGGCCAACAACCCGGCUGCUGCAGCUUUGCCGCGCGCACUGGGCGGCGUCUCCUCUGUGCUGGCCAAGUACCGCGACUCGGACGAUUCGUUCAACGAUUUUGACGUGGACGAUGACGUCUUCUCCAAGAUUAAGAAUCCCUCCAACAGCGCCCCCAACCAGCUGCGCAUGAUCUCGCCCGAGACCCUCCAGUAUCAGAAGGACGCUGCUGCGGCUGCCGGUAGCGGUGCUCCUGCGCCCGAUCCGUCUGGGCUGAGCCGCUAUGCGGAAAAGGAGUCGGAUGCUGACUUUUCCGACUUGAGCGGCCCCAGGCUCAAGGCCACAGCCACAUCGGCCGCUGCUAGCACCUCCCCGAGCAAGACCUCUCCGGGCAAACCGUUUGGUCACUCUCGCACCGGCAGCACUGGCGGCCAUCCCAAGCUUGUCGGCAAAAUCAGCGGCUCGAGUCCCACAUCCGGCUCCUCGACCCUCAUUGGCAGCGGCGGUGCCAUUGGCUCGCUCAAGGCCAACGCUGGCAACCAUUCGCUCAAGGUGCGUCCGCCGACCAUGGGCUCCCGUCCCCAGUCAUCGUCCGGCCAGGCCGACGACGACGACGCUGGCUUUGAUGCUAGCGGUGACACCCCACUCAAGCUGCGCUCCAACAACCGCAUGGACACCUGGAACGUUGCCGCCGAAGAAAGCGAGGGCGACGACGACGAUCCGUUCGCCGAUGUCGAGGACGAGUUUGAAGAGUACGAUGAAGAGGAGGCCAUUGGCCGGGACAAGCAUGCUCGCAUCAGCACUGAGAUUCUCGGUCUUAUCUCGGGCUUCCGCACUCCGCAGCCUGAAGCCACUGUUCUUGCUUCGUGUGAAACGCUGAUUACCUUGUUCUUGGAGAAUCCCGACCAAAAGCUCGAGCUCAUUGCCAACCACGGAGUUGUCCCCAUCUUUGAAAUGCUCGAAGCGGCUCGUCAAAUUACUGUCGUUCAUAGCGUUCUGCGCGUGAUCAACACUAUUGUCGAGUCCAACACUCUGAUUCAAGAGAAUCUUUGCUUGAUUGGCGGCUUGCCAGCCGUGAUGAAGUACGCUGCCAACACGUACGCCUUGGAAGUGCGCACAGAGGCCGUGCGCUUCAUUCGCGAGGUCUGCUACUCCGAGUCUCCCGUCACUCUGCAAAUGUUUAUCGCCUCGCGAGGCUUGCCUGUUCUUGUCGAGUGCAUCGAGCCGGAUUUUGCCAAGUUCCGUCCUCUGUCUUUGAUGGCUUUUGAGAGCAUUCUUCCCGUGUUCGAGAUUGAGACUGCCGUUCCCAAAAACGACUUUGCUCGCAUCCUUACGAAGUGCGGCUUUGUGCGUCGAAUGUUUACUCUGUUGCGCAACCUGCUGCGCGACCGCAGCGAUCCCGAUUCGCUGCUCUACGCCAACUACAUUGGCGACCUGUUCCUGCUCUUCUCCCAUGCCGACGCCUUGGUGAAGGCCGAGCUUGCCGCUGUCGACUUGCUGAAGGAUCUCAUUGCUCUUUUCAGCGACAUGCCCCCAGAGCUUCUUCUCAAGUUCAUCAAGACGGUCAAGAACCUGACGUACGAGCCGCAGACGCUGUCCUGCUUGAUGGAGGCGGGCGUCAUCCCGAAGCUCAUUCGCAUUCUGGAGCUGCGCUCUGGUCUCUUCCUCACGGAAAUGCACAACCACGUCCUCGGCUGCUUGUUCAACUUUUGCCGCAUCAGCCGCGAGCGCCAGGAGCAUGCUGCCGUUUCUGGUAUUGUACCUCAACUCAAGUACUUUAUUACCAUUCCCAACAGCCCGCUGCGUCAAGUGGCCCUCCAAAUCAUCUGCGACAUUGCUUACGCCAGCAAGAAAGCUCGCUCCAUUCUCUGGGAAAACGAUGGUGUUCGCCUCUUUAUCGAUCUGCUUCGUGAUCCCUACUGGCAGGUCAAUGCCGUCGACGCCCUUGCCACCUGGUUCCAGGAUGACGACCACCAGCAUGUGGAGCCACUGUUGUCCAAGCCCGACGCCAUCGAAAAGAUUGCGCGCGCCUUCACGCUGUGUCGCUCACCGGCGUUUGACAACAUGAUGGAGCCCCUCACCAAGCUGACCAUUUCCAAGCCCGCGCCGUCUAGCAAUGCCGUCAACCGCUCUCUUGGUCUGUCCAAGUUGCCCACGACUCUCAUUGAGCGACUCAACCACCCCAAGGCCAACGUCCGUCUCAACUUGCUCAAGGCGCUUUUCAACCUGUACAAUGGGUCUGAAAACAAAAACAAGAUGGUGUACGACUGUGGUUUGGUCCUCGUGGCGAAGCGUCUUUGCAAUGACACUGCCAUUCUCGUCCAAGAGUUGGCGCGCAAGCUGCUCGAGUCGCUCGAAGACGCUGGGCUUGCCGCCCGUCCCGAGACCCCAGUGUAGACGUGCAUUCUGAUGCUCUACAGUGCAAGUUUAGUGCAUGGACGCCUUGUGUCUGCAUUAAUUUUCGCAUGGGGUUUUUGUUUUUAUGCGUUGUGGUUUGAUCGUUCUGCUUUGUUGGAAAUAUUAAGGCAUACUUUUAUUGCGGUA
Capsaspora owczarzaki ATCC 30864 is the source of this 4594-nucleotide messenger RNA. RefSeq names its product serine/threonine-protein kinase ppk11. The transcript has 13 exons. The record is from RefSeq and is a predicted model, not a curated record. The coding region runs from base 101 to 4447 and encodes 1448 amino acids. Gene Ontology annotation, molecular function: protein kinase activity; ATP binding. Lineage: Eukaryota; Filasterea; Ministeriida; Capsasporidae. Gene Ontology annotation, biological process: protein phosphorylation.